Ascoidea rubescens DSM 1968 is the source of this 544-nucleotide messenger RNA. It is a transcript of the gene TIM13, whose product is annotated as protein translocase subunit TIM13. Bases 6 to 347 code for a protein of 113 amino acids. The transcript has 2 exons. NCBI's taxonomy places the organism in Eukaryota, Fungi, Ascomycota, Saccharomycetes, Ascoideales, Ascoideaceae. The record is from RefSeq and is a predicted model, not a curated record.
GAAAAAUGGGAUUAUCGUCGUUAUUUGGAGGGCCAACAAACACUGCAGCACCACCAACGGUUGGUGCAAAUGAUGCAACACCAUUUAUCUCUGAAGUUUCCGAACCAGUUACCAGGCUAGAUUCAGACAAUGAUUUUAAAAGAAAGCUAAAAGAGCAGAUUUCUCAGGAACUAGCAGUUGAAAACGCCACCUUGUUGGUUGAAAAAAUUAGCAAUAAUUGUUUUGAAAAGUGCCCAAUGGCAGAUGAUUUGUGUGUUAACCAAUGCUUGGAAAAAUACAUGAGAUCGUGGAACAUUAUUUCGAAAACGUACAUCAGCAGAAUCCAGAAAGCUUCUAAUGGGUUCUAAUCUGACGACCUUUGCGCUGCUGGCUUUCAGGACAUGGCUGUUCUUGCACCAUCGCUAUUAUCUUCUGUAUAUAUAUCAAUGCACACUACACAUUUUGCGCGUUUUUCAUGCAAGUAGCGCGUGUCGCGUGACACAUCACAUGUGUGCGAUUCUGUAAUAAGUCUCUCUAUAUUAGCUAGGAUAGAACACGAGUCUAU